Hyaena hyaena (striped hyena) is the source of this 3180-nucleotide messenger RNA. RefSeq names its product coiled-coil domain containing 125 (gene CCDC125). Gene Ontology annotation, biological process: negative regulation of Rho protein signal transduction; negative regulation of cell motility. The record is from RefSeq and is a predicted model, not a curated record. The coding region runs from base 1168 to 2718 and encodes 516 amino acids. Gene Ontology annotation, cellular component: cytoplasm. NCBI's taxonomy places the organism in Eukaryota, Metazoa, Chordata, Mammalia, Carnivora, Hyaenidae. The transcript is spliced from 14 exons.
CCUCCUUCCGGUCCCGGCGGCGCGCGCGGUCACGUGGCUGGAGGCCGGCGACGCGCGCGGCUGGCAGGCUCGGCGCUAGAUACCAAAAAUGCAAUUGCUGGAUUGCCUGUUUAAAAGAAACUACCAGACUUCUCCACAGUGGCUGUACCAUUUUAUACUCCUGCCAACUAUGUAUGACUAUAUCUGUGGCAACACUUACAAUUGACAGUGCAAAACAGCUGUUUUGAAAUGCCUGGUGGUGAAAGUCCUUCCUGUACUACUGUGUACAAGAGGAAGAGGGCUGAGCACUUAAGGCACUCUCCGGCCAACAGUCACUGAGCUGUCACUGAAGGAAAGACCCAAAGGAGGUGAGGAACCAGUUGAGCAACUGUCUGGGGGAAGAGCACUGCAACCAGAGGGAGCCCUAGCUCUGCACCAGGAACGCUGGGAAAGCCAGGGUGGCCAGCCUACAAGGCGGGCGAGCGGAUGAGGGGCAUGCGAAGGAGGGCCAUGCGAGGGAGGUGAGCCACCGAAAGGGCUUUGGCUUUUAUGCUUCAACAGUGGAGGGCUUUGAACACACCAUCUGUUAAAGAGAGGGUACCUCCUUCUUUCCCACUUAUCGUUGUCUCAGGUACAAAGACCCUGCUGUGUCUGCAGAGGAACAGAAGAUGUUUGUGCAGCACGCAGAGCUACAGGAGAGGCUGUAAGAGCCAUGAGCACCUGAAGUGCACUCAGGGCCAUGAAGGGACAGGGGCAGGCAGGGUCCUCUACAUACUCCUUGCAAGUCCCAUUUUGCAGACACUCCCUGAAUUUUACAUAGCUCCUAGGCUGGUGAAAACUAAACCUCUUCUCUUUCCUCGGUAAAGGCUGAUUUGCUUUAUCCUGAUCGGUAGAUUACUGGAUUCAAUAAAAGGUUUUCCUGCUUCCUUACAAUUCACUGCAGUCUUUGGAAUCAGAGGUUGAUCAUUUCCUACCUAAAAAGUCCUUAAAUGUUAAAUAACUUGAACUGGGUUGCAAGGGAUGUUCGUGUGCUGAUGCACUGCUGGGAUAGUUGUCCCUGUAUAACAGAGAAAGAAACUUUUCUCUCCACCGAAACCCCAACUUUAUUAUACUGAUGGUUUUUAAACUGUUUUCUUAACUACAGAUACCCUGUUUUUCCUUAUGUUAAAUACGUCAUCUGGCUGAUUGAUGAGCAGGUUGGCGAGGCUGCCGAGUGAGGCAGAGGUGCAGACCUGGGAAACUGAGGACGAUGACAUGGCAGAAGGCGACUUAGGGUAUGGGCUCGGGAGAAGGCCCGGUGGUAUUUAUGAAGUGCAAGUUUCACAUCUGUCUACAUCUAGAAAAAGAUCCGAUGGAAAGAACUUUAGCCCUCCCCCAUUUCCGGGAGCAAGAGAAGAAAGAAGUGGUGCCAUUUUUCAAUAUUCCAGGAAUAAGAGCUCCCAAGAUGCACACUCAGAAGAGUUCAGCACUUACCACUACAGACGACAAAGUAGCACUGAUUCUAAUUCAGAAUUGUCAAAUGUGGAAUUAAAGCAACGUCUUCAUGAUACUUUAGAGGAGGUAGAAAUUCUAAAAACUGAACUUGAGGCAUCUCAAAGACAGCUUGAGGGUAAAGAAGAAGCACUGAAAAUUCUUCAAAGCAUGGCAAUAUUUGACAAAGCCACAAGUCACACCCAAGUGAUGCUUCAAAAAACUGUGGAACAAAAGAGAUCCUUGGAGAAGGAAAUAAAUGCCUUGCAAUGGGAAAUAGAAUUUGAUCAGAAUAGAUUUAAAAAUAUAGAAGAAUCGUGGACCCAAAAAUAUGACAGACUAAACUGUGAAAAUGCAGUCCUCAAAGAAACUCUGAAUGUGAAAACAGAAGAAAUUAAAAUGUUGAAGUCAGAAAAUGCACUUCUAAAUCAACAGUAUUUGGAGGCCCUUGCCAUGCUUGAGAUCAAACAGCAGAUGGCAGCUCAGGAACACAAGUGUCAUGAAAAAUGUGGUUUCACAGAGGUUUCAUCAGGUCUUGAGCUUGCUGUCCUCAGAGCCUGCCUUUGCCACGGUCCUGGAGGGAGUCCCUGUGCAUGUGCCAAAAUGGCGGCAUCGGCUUGGAAAGUGCUUCUUAAGCUCAAACAGGAGCUGGGACUUUUGCAGAAGAGUAAAGAAGAAGCUUACAUAAUGGCAGAUGCAUUCAGAAUUGCAUUUGAGCAACAAUUAAUGAGGAAAAAUGACCAGGCACUAAGACUGACACAAAUGGAUAAAAUGUGUAAAAAAGCAACAAAAUGGAUAAAUUGGAAGCACCUUAAGGAGGAUGGAUUACCAUCACAAGGAAGUAAGAAGACCUUAGGACAGAAACUGUUGGGUAUGCUCCCUUCAGAAAACAGUUCUAAGAAGACUGAAGACCAGGAUAAUCCUCAGGAAGUCUUUCAGAUGCUAACAGAGCUGUUGAAUGAUAAGGAAGAAGCUCUGGCUCACCAAAGAAAAGUCAGUUACAUGCUAGCUCGGGCAUUAGAAGAGAAAGACACCACAUCAAAUGAGAAUAAGGAAAAAAAUCUUGUGAAAGACAAUUUUCCAUUAAAAACCCCCUGGUGGAAAGCUUCAGAAUUCCCUGUACUGCCUGAUCCUGUGUUUUCAACUGUUCACAUUUUAAAUUCUGCGGGCUGCCUUUGUUCAAUCCAGCACCCUUACAGAGAUCAAAACUGCACCAGAACUCUCAAAAGAUCCUGCUCUUUGCCGUCAAAUAUCAUGUUCUGGAGAUAAAUCAGUUGAAAUCAGAACUGAAAGCUGUUUAUAUUAAGACACUUUUAAAAAAGGACUGUACAAAUGUUGCUACAUCUUCAGAAGUUGUAUGUUUUAUAGGUAUUUCUAUAGGUCUUAGAAGGUAGCUAAAAUACUCAAACAUUUCCUACCAGAAAUUUAUUAAUAUUUUGUGUUGAUGGAUUUUAUAAAUUAUAUUACUAUACUUUAUGAAAUUUUCAGUAUUUGCCAGCAUCUUAAAAACAAGUGAUUUCUGAGAAAAAAAAUUAUUAAAUUAUUUUGAUUGAUGAAAGGGAUCUUUGGCUUAAGCAACAAUAUAAAUUAAUGCUCUAAGAAAUAACAAUGCCUAGAAGUGACUGACUGUUAAUUUUUGAAAUACAUGUAUCUUGUUUUAGCGGAAUUUUUCAAGAUUCUUCAUUUGCCACAGAAAGGUUAAAACUAAUAAUUUCCUUAAGUUAACUUCAA